GGCUGCUGGGUGAUAGGCCCAGGCCGGAGCAGGCUGCAGCACGCUGAACCGCCAGUUGCAUCAAAUCGUGGCAGUGGGAACGUGGGGUGCAAAACGGGUCCCCUUCAUCGCGGCUUGCUUCCGUCGUCAUGGCUCAAAGGGCCUUUCCGAAUCCUUAUGCCGAUUAUAACAAAUCCCUGGCCGAAGGCUACUUUGAUUCUGAAGGGAGGCUGACUCCUGAGUUCUCACAACGCUUGAGCAAUAAGAUCCGAGAGCUUCUUCAGCAAAUGGAGAGAGGCCUAAAGUCAGCAGACCCUCGAGACAGCACUGCUUACACUGGUUGGGCAGGCAUUGCUGUGCUUUACUUACAUCUCUAUGAUGUGUUCGGGGAUCCUGCCUACCUACAGAAGGCACAUGGCUAUGUAAAGCAAAGCCUGAACUACUUGUCCAAGCGUUCCAUCACCUUCCUUUGUGGGGAUGCAGGCCCCCUGGCCGUGUCUGCUGUGGUGUAUCACAAGAUGAACAAUGAGAGGCAGGCAGAAGAUUGCAUCACCCGACUGAUGCACCUAAAGAAGAUUGAUCCCCACGCUCCAAAUGAACUGCUGUAUGGACGAAUGGGCUACGUCUAUGCUCUGCUGUAUGUGAAUAAGAACUUUGGAGAGGAAAAGAUCCCUCAAAACCAUAUUCAGGAGAUUUGUGAAACUGUCUUAAUUUCUGGAGAAAACCUAGCUAGAAAAAGAAACUUCACAUCAAAGACUCCACUGAUGUACGAAUGGUAUCAAGAAUACUAUGUAGGUGCUGCUCAUGGCCUAGCAGGAAUUUAUUACUACCUGAUGCAGCCCAGUCUUCAAGUAAGCACUAUGAAGUUGCAUAACUUGGUUAAGCCCAGUGUAGACUAUGUCUGCCAGCUAAAGUUCCCUUCUGGAAACUACCCUCCAUGUGUGGAUGAUACACGAGAUCUGCUGGUCCACUGGUGCCACGGUUCCCCUGGGGUAAUCUACAUGCUCAUCCAGGCCUAUAAGGUGUUCAAAGAGGAACAGUACCUCAGCGAUGCCUAUCAGUGUGCGGAUGUCAUCUGGCGGUACGGCUUGCUGAGGAAGGGGUACGGGCUGUGCCACGGCGCCGCAGGGAAUGCCUACGCCUUCCUGGCUCUGUACAAUCUCACACACGAUGUGAAGUACCUGUACAGGGCCUGUAAGUUUGCUGAGUGGUGCCUCGACUAUGGAGAACAUGGAUGCAGAACACCAGAUACCCCCUUCUCCCUCUUUGAAGGAAUGGCUGGAACAAUAUACUUCCUGACUGACCUCCUCAUGCCCACAAAAGCCAAGUUCCCUGCCUUUGAACUAUGAAAGGAAAGGCAACCCCUGCAUCUCCCCGCAUGACCCUUACUGUGUAUCACACCUGGGCUAACGCUGUCCUUGCUUUUUAAGAAACCAGAAUCAAACUGUGUUUUUGAUUUUUUUCAGAAUUCAUCUUUAGUUCAGUUCCUUCGCCAAUGACCUUUAUUUUAAAAUAUCCAAGGAAAACUCUUAUCUUUAACAUUGGUUUCUUCCUAUAGAAAAGGCUGGUGAUAUGUACAGAAUUUGGAGGACAUAUGUAGAUAUAAAGUACAUAGUUUAAGCUUAUGAAUAUAACUGUCUAAUACUGUUCUAAAAAUGUUCAGAAAAAAAACUAAAUGUAGGCAAACAAAGGUAAAUAUGUGAUUAUAAUUGGAUAUUGCCCUCCCUCUCUUCUUCUGGCAUAUUCUUCAAACAGGACAGUUUUGUGACUGCUUUUCACUAAGUGGUUGGUUAUGACAGGGGAGAAAAUAUAACUACUAUAUAUACUUCCAGGAUAAAAAUUCCAAGAAUUGCGAACUGGGUUUGGGACCUAAAUAACAUUUUCAAAAUUCACAAUGCUUAUUUAAAAAUAGUAUAUGCAUUCAAAUACACUUCUUUUUGUUAGUAAGCAUCCAAGUUCUACAUGCUGUCAUUUUUAUCAAAAACUCCUAAAAUGUGUGGUCAUGCUUUAAAGGUUAGUUCAGGAUAAGCUAGCAACAGUUUGUUUUUUGUUUUUGUUUUGUUUUGUUUUUUUGUUUUUCUAAUAAGCUAGUAUAUUUUGGAACUAUUUAAUCAAGAAGUUUUCUGUGUAUGGAUAUGUUAUGACCUUGGACUUGAGUGCAGCCUCUCUACUGAACUUCUCAUCUUUUGCUUGUGUUUUACUUACUUUGUGAUGGCUGAGCUUUAGUGCUAGCCAUUUGUUAAAAGCCAUAAGAUAGUUUCCUUCCUUCCAACCAAUGUAGACAUUGGUUUUCUUUAUGAAAUAGUACAGUACUUAUAUUUAAAGGGGAGUGGGGUGCUGUAUAACCAGUAGCUUGAAUAAAAACAAAGCUUUUAAAAGAAAUGCUGUUUAUUUAAGCGGUAUUAUCCUGCUUGGCACAAAUAAAUCCAAUGUCUUUGCUUGCCCUGCACUUAAUAUUCAGCACUUUUUGAGCCCCCAGGUUGGCAUUUAUAUGGUGGAUGAAGAACCCUGGGUGCUUCACAUUCUAUGCAAAGAUUUUAACUAUUCAACCCCGAUUCCUCCUCCUUCCAUUCUUUUUUCGCUUGUUGUAUCACUUCUACAUGUUGACUAAUUUUAGAUCAUUUUACGGAUUUUAAAAAAAACAGGGUCUAAAAACAUUUUAAGUGCCUGUUCUAUGGCUCUCUCCAUCACAGAACCAUACUAUUUUUAUUCAAACUUUGGACCAAGUCCCACAGAGUAUGCACUGGGUCCUGGGUAUAAUAUCUAUUAUUUUCUAUGUAGUGCCAAUAGCCAAUGUUUGCAGGAACUGUGUGACCCUUUAAGGCCAGUGACAAUAUAGGAUCUGAAUAGCCCGCUGCCCAAUGCUGGCAUCAGCUAACUCCUCUGCGAUGUGCACUAGUCAGGGACAACCUGUGCCUUUCAGAUAUUAGAAAUGCUGCCGGUAAGCUGUGCCUUUCUCGUCAAGGUCGCAGAACAACAGCACUGACACUGGCAGGCAGUAAAGCUGAUUUGCCUUUGGGUGGGUAUCCAACUCGAAAGGAUAAAGCUCAUUUGGUUAAGUUAAAUGUCUUACUAUACUAUACCUGCACUUACGGCUACGAUAAUUACUAACCAAGAGAAAAGAACAAAUAUACUUUCUUUGAGCCAGAGGAGACUUGAUUACAGUGUUUCUCCAAACUCCUUGAUUGAUUUAAUCCCAGGAUGACUUGAAGGCACAGAGAAAGAACAUUUAAGUUUCUGCUUCCUAUAUGGAUUGCACUUCAGCCACUGUGCGCCAUUAGCAAAUGUAGCAGGGCAAACAAGUCAGAUUUCAUUCCUCCUUUUGCUUUUGAAGACUUACUAUACUGGCAGGAUUUUAUAUUUAUGACAUUAUUUUUAUGCUUAAGAGCUAAGAAAGUUUGAUAGAAUUUAAAACUCAGGCAAAGACUAUAAAACUAAGACUAAUACCCUAGUGCCAUGGUAGAUACUGAUAGUUAACAAAAGUUUUCUUAGUAUUAAAAUAAAAAGAUCAUUUCAGUUUUAUUUCUGUUGCAUCAUUUUUCCCUCAGAUAUUUUUCUUAUUAGGAAAAACUUCCCCAAAAUUUGCUUCCCAGAGAACUCAAUAACAUGCCUUAUCCCCAUGUAAAGGCUCACUAGUAAAACCUUAAAAGCUUGUCAAGCAGUAUUCAGUUGUCCUGUCAUGUGUAUUUCUGUAAUGAUGGGAAAUUGCUGUGAUUUAACUUUCUGGCACAUGAAAUACGUUAACAUUAUCAGAACCAUUUCCAUGAUGCCAUUGGGUUUGGUCUCAUCUGAGAUUUAGCAUUUAAUCCUUAGUCAUUUGGCUCACUUUUCAUCUUUGAUGUCAGUUCCAAUUAUUUGGCAUCAAAAGCCUUUAUGGUAGGUAGUGUUUUAAGUAAAAGUGUGUCCGAGACCAUUUUCUAUAAUUAUUACCACUUCUAUAAUGGACUGAAUUGAGAGAGACACUCUGUUCCUCUGUCAUCAGGUUAAUUUCUUUCAAUCUUAUGAUGUGCUGCCUUCUACUAGCUGGUUUUGAAACAAAAAAAUGUGAACAGCAAACAUUUAGACAUCCACUCAUUUGACAACUAGAACCUACCUGUAGUUCUUUAACACUCACAUUGAGUUCUGAUUCCAUUUUUCUUCCCCUAAAUAGGCAGAGCACCCCAUUCUAUGUCUGGAUGCGUGUAGAAAAAUGUUCUUUCCUGUAGAUAUAAAACAAAGUGGAUAUUCAGGGAACCCACCCCAAUAUUAGUUUGCUAUUUUUUUGGCAAGGCUUGGAAUCUCAUGUAUUUCUGCAUUAAGCAAUCAACUAACUUCUCUUGUUCUCAAUAAAAUUCAAUUAGAUUAUCUGUCA
Molecule: messenger RNA, 4330 nt
Organism: Condylura cristata (star-nosed mole)
Lineage: Eukaryota; Metazoa; Chordata; Mammalia; Eulipotyphla; Talpidae
Gene: LANCL1
Product: LanC lantibiotic synthetase component C-like 1 (bacterial)
Exons: 10
Coding region: 129-1328 (399 amino acids)
Biological process (GO): carbohydrate metabolic process; peptide modification
Cellular component (GO): plasma membrane
Source: RefSeq, a predicted model, not a curated record